AAACUUGGAACAUGAAACGACUGAAAGCGCAGUUUGUUACCGACUACUGUUGGGUACAGAUGUGUCGUAAUAACAUUACGCUUUUACGCGAUUCGUAUAUCUAGUGGCAGUGUAAUGGUCGAGUAGUGUUCAGUGAUAAACUACUGGGACAUGAGUGUUUUUAUAUAUGCCUCCUGCUUUUUAUAGGACGUGAUCAGAUAUGAGCGAACAUUGAUAUAGUGAAAAUGCGAGUGACUUAAGUGUAUGUGGUCAACAUGGAGAUCGCUAAUCUGGUAGUGACGCUAAUAUGUGUCAUCUCCUUCACUUGUACACAUGCUAAAAUAGGUUACUUCUGGCACAUCACAGACUUUCACUAUGACCCUCUCUACACAUCACAAGGAGAUACUAGAAGACACUGUCGGAGGGCGGAUGAGCGUGGAAGUUCAGGUCAUCAUAGAGCUCUUGGUCGCUUCGGUGACUACUCGUGCGACAGUUCUCUGGAGCUGAUCGAGUCAGCAGCGCGGUACAUGCGCACGCGACACUCGGAGAAUGUUGAGUUUGUACUAUGGACUGGUGACAUCAUUGCAGCCCGAUACACCGGUAACGAGGAUGAUAAAUACCAGGCGAUCAGAAACAUGACAGAUCUUCUCAGUAGAACGUUUAGUUCACACUUUGUGUUCCCUGUGUUAGGACAUUUGGACCCCGCGCCGUCCGCCCAACUAACAAAUCUAUGGAUGCAUUGGUUACCAUUGGAGGCCUUACAGACCUUUCAAAAUGGUGGCUACUAUACUAUUGAACAGUCACAUAGCAAGCUAAGAAUAGUAGCGUUGAAUACAAACUUAUUCAGUAUUCGAGAGUCAAACAGUCCGCAGGCGAGAAGUCAGUGGGAUUGGCUAGAUGCGGUAUUGGACAAAGCUACAACUAAUAAGGAAAUGGUAUACAUAGUCGGUCACGCUGCCCCCGGUUCUGAUUCCCGCUAUGCAUACGACACAUCAGCUGAUGCCAAUGCAAAGUAUCUACAGACUGUUCGACGUCAUUCUAGAAUAAUCGCUGGACAAUUCUUCGGCCACCUCCACGCUGAUACAUUCCGUGUCAUAUACGAUCAUGAUCGACCAGUCUCUUGGGCACUGCUAGCGCCGUCUGUGAGCCCGCAUCGAGAUCCCGCCGGAUCUUCUAAUCCUGGCCUUAGACUUUACAAAUUCGAUACUAAUAAUGGAAAGGUCCUGGACUAUACGCAAUACUAUUUAGACCUAGCGGCCGCUAACCGCAACACGGGCGCAGCGGAAUGGACAGCGGAAUACAAUCUUACCCAAUACUACGGCCUCCACGACGUAUCCGCCAACUCCCUACACAACUUAGCCGACAAACUUCGGAUAGGCACGCCGCAAGAGACCACAGUAUUCAACAAAUAUAUAAGAGCAUACAACGUGAGACAUGAAAGCUCGGACUCCUGUGACGGCGCGUGCGCACAUCAACACUUUUGUGCUAUCACGUGUCUCGAACAUGUGGCAUACAGACAGUGCGUCGAGGCCGCAGCAAGCGCUCUCGCCGCUGCCGGCAAAUCCGCCCCGCUUGUCGCUCCGCUCAUCACCCGACUACUCACUAUACUGACGGUUGUAGUACUCCUCUUAUAAACACAUGAUUAUAGUCUGUCCUUAGUGCCGAAAUUAAAAUUUAUUAUGAAUUUUUGAACAGGACUCAACUGUUUAAAAUUUAAGAUCUCAUUUUGUAUGGUUACUAUUUAAAUCCCUAGUUUUAUAUUAAUGUAACUUAUAAACAUUUAUGCUUGAAUUAUUGAAAUAUAGACGUGAAGCGUGCAAUUAAUCAUAGUAUUUGAAGAACGCUAAAAGGCUAUUGUGAUAUAGUUCGCUACCAAACAUGGUAGAUUUAAGAAAAAUAUUAUUUCACAUUUGUAUUAUAAACACGGAAUUGUAUAAUUUAGGUCAAAAAUGUUGUAUAUAGAGACAUAAUGAAAUCCUUUAACUAUAAAAUAGGUCAAGGAGAAUGUAAAAAAAUAUUUUAGAACUAAUUUUUCUAGGUAUACAUUAAAUUGUUUAUAAUUUCCGUCAUAAUUAGAUUUAGUACAGUUCAGUUCAUAAAAUAGUGAUAUUAAUAAAACUAUAUAAUUAAUUAAUAUAAAAAUAAUAAUAACAAAAAUGUUUUCUAAUGAAAUACUAUUUCAUAUAAUUGUUUGUAAUUAAAGGGUGUUUUUAUUAGAAGACAUUUUUGUAAAUUUUGUAUUUAAAAUAAAUAAAAUUAAUAACCUAUGUGUAACAUUUAAUACAACAGUAAACCACACUUCUAUUGAAGAAAAUGUGAUUUUAUCUUAAGUUAGUGUGAAGUAUGUUAAAUUCAAACUACCCGUAAUUACUUAUAUUUAUACACAUAAUAAAAAUUUAACUGAUUACUUGUCUGUACAUGAAAUAUAUUUGAGGAAAACUAAUGUUUUGGUACUUCUUCAAAAUAAUUACUGUUACAAUUUUUGUCUGUACGUCUAAGCCAAUCUCAGUCAAUCGCUUAACUGUUUUGGGCUUUGUUUUUACGGUAA
Achroia grisella is the source of this 2527-nucleotide messenger RNA. RefSeq names its product acid sphingomyelinase-like phosphodiesterase 3a. Lineage: Eukaryota; Metazoa; Arthropoda; Insecta; Lepidoptera; Pyralidae. The transcript is spliced from 10 exons. Gene Ontology annotation, molecular function: hydrolase activity. The record is from RefSeq and is a predicted model, not a curated record. Bases 255 to 1613 code for a protein of 452 amino acids.